Messenger RNA from Coffea arabica (coffee), 2346 nucleotides. The record is from RefSeq and is a predicted model, not a curated record. NCBI's taxonomy places the organism in Eukaryota, Viridiplantae, Streptophyta, Magnoliopsida, Gentianales, Rubiaceae.
GCAAAAAAUAACAUAACAGUUGAGGAAAGAAAGAAAGACCAUUUGUAUUGAAUCCAUGAACAUCAGAUUGUAAAAUGUCACAGCAGCAUCUUUACAACAGCAGUAGUAGCAGUAAUGUUAACAGUAAUGUUGGGAAUUUUAAUCUUCCUGUGAGUGAAGUUUAUUGGUCUUUGGUGGCAAAAGCUGAUAAGAAGUUUUCCAAGAUCAGGGAUUUGCCUUAUUACCAACGUAAUAGGUAUGAUACUUAUUUCUCUAAAGUUUUCAAGAUUUACACCCAAUUGUGGAAGUUUCAACAAGAGAACCGGCAGAAGCUGGUGGAAGCAGGUCUAAAGAGAUGGGAGAUUGGGGAUAUUGCUUCACGGAUUGGCCAGCUUUAUUUUGGGCAGUAUAUGAGAACAAGCGAGGCUAGUUAUUUGUCUGAAUCAUAUAUAUUUUAUGAGGCAAUACUAACGAGGGAGUAUUUCAAGGAUGGAAUGUUCCAAGAAAUUAACAUCGCAUUCAAGCAGUUGAGAUUUCUUGCUCGGUUUUUGACUGUUUGUUUGGUGUUGAGUCGGCGAGAUGUGGUGUAUCAGUUAGUGAAUCAAUUCAAGAUGCUACUUGAUGAUUGCAAGAGGACAUACCAGGAAACUGACUUUAAAGAAUGGAAGCUGGUGGUUCAGGAAAUAGUUAAAUUUCUAAAAGCUGACACAGCUUUUAUGAAUUUGAGGCCUUUGAGAUAUAGUGUGGUACUGGAUCUCCAUCCAGAUUCCAUACCAAAUGCUGCUGAGGCAAAGAGAAAGCUAAAACUGAAAGAUGCAUUAUUGUGCAGCUACCAUCCUAAUGAGGUCAAAUUUUCAGAACUCACACUUGACACUUUCAGAAUGCUACAGUGCCUGGAGUGGGAGCCUAGCGGUUCAUUUUACCAGACAGGUGCUGCUCCUCCAAGUGGUAAUAGCAUUGGCCAGAAUGGGGCUCCAGGACACAGUCACAUCAACUAUUCCCAGGAUAUAACUGAUCCUAUGUUGCCACCAAAUCCAAGAAAAGCAAUCUUAUAUCGUCCUUCUGUUACACAUUUCGUUGCUGUAUUAUCCACAAUCUGCGAGGAGCUUCCUCCUGAUGGGGUUUUCUUAAUAUACAUGUCAGCUUCAGGUGACAAAGGGAUCAGUGGGCAAAGUUUGUCAUCUUCAUCCCAUGCUGAAAAUGACCGAUCAAAUCCUACUUCUGUUCACAGUGAUGUGGGCUGCUUAGAUAACCGCACUGGUUGUUUAAAUAUUGGUGGGCGUGGAAGUGGAGGUUCAAAUUGCAUCUAUCCUUGUGAUUUAAUUCCAUUUACAAGAACGCCACUCUUCCUAAUAGUUGACAGUGACAUUAGCAGAGCAUUCAAGGCUAUACAUGGAGCUGAAAAAGGAGAGCCAGUUGCCAUGCUCCUGUCACCCACUGCCUCAUUGCCUAUAUCAGUUGUUGACUCUUCUCGCCAGCCUGGUGGAAGUCCAUUCACCAAUUUCCUGACAGCUCCUCUGCAGGCUUUUAUUCUUAUGCUUGGUUUUACCAGCUCUGAUAUUGAGACGGAUUUGUAUAAUAAAGCUGAGAAGUUGCUUUCCUCAUCGUUAAAUGAGUGGGGAUCACUACUGGCUGCAUCAGACAAUCUUAAUCCUGUUUGGGCUCAAAUUUUGGCUGAUCCAUUCAUUAGACUCCUCCUCCUGAGAUUCAUAUUUUGUCGGGCAGUGCUCGGCCUGUAUACUCGAACAUCCAUAAAGAUUGAGUUUCUCCCUGAAUGUGUCCCUAGCCUUCCAGAUACAUUCCUGCCAAUGACUGCUACAUGUCAAACAACAGUUCUGCAACUAGCUGAUAUUUUUGGUGCAACAAACAGGUUCAUCAAUUCAGAAGGAAUAGUACUUCCUGAAAGCAGAGACUCUGAGGAUUAAAAUUCGUCCUCAUAAGCUUCAGUUUUGUGCCAAAAGAAUGUAGAUCAUCAUAAACCCAUGGUUCUUAUUUAUUUUCUUCUAUUCUUAAAAUCCCUCCUCCAAUCUGUAGCAGAUCAAUGAACAAUGCUACUUGUUUUCAGGAGCAAGGGGGGGGGGGGGAAAGAAGAAGAAGCUUGGAAUGGCUUGUUUUGAGUGGCUGGGAUGGUUUGUUUAACUUGUAUGACUUGAGCCCUGUUUGAUUUCUAGCUGAGUGCUUGUAUAAGGUUGAUUCAGCUGGAUCAAGUUCAAGAAUAUAUGUAACUAGGGGGUGCAUUUUUAUGAUUUGGAAAAGAUGAAUUUGGCAAUUUGAACUUGCUAAGGUAUUGAUUUUAUGUAAAAGGAAGUUUUUGACAAUGUUUAAAGCAUAUGUUAGUGUAAAAAUGGAAUACAUUUUGUGGUUCAA